Amoebophrya sp. A120 is the source of this 3952-nucleotide messenger RNA. The record is from the annotation of a GenBank genome assembly. NCBI's taxonomy places the organism in Eukaryota, Dinophyceae, Syndiniales, Amoebophryaceae.
CAAGAACCCAACCCCAACACAAGAUCAAAAUGCGCACCUCCCCAACUUCCCGUCCGCCGCCCCUCCGCCACGUCCUGGUGCUAUGCCUGUUCCCUAUGCUGCUCCCGGCGAUGCACGUGACCCCGUGCCACACCACGGGCGCGUUGUACGCGCCGAAGCUCCGGUUGGUACGCGUGGAGCACGAGCCGAGCACGAUUCAGACCGCCCAGGAUUUGCGGAUCAAGCUUUUCGGCAUUUCCAACGAGCGCAUCGACAAACUCGGCAAGUUCCACGUCCACGUCUUCUUCUGCCGCCGCUACCAAGACUGCAUGAGUGUGUACGACUUCACGGGCUCGCUGUGCGAUUUGUUGACAACGACCGCAGAAGGAGAUGCGGGUGGACGAGAGACUUCUACUUAUGGAAGCACCUCUAGUGGGUCACAAGGAGCAGCAGCUGGAGACUCCGAACAAGGAUCUUCACUACUCGCAGCACCUACUUCAUCCGGUAUGGGGUCAGAAGGAUCGUCUACGAGCCAGCCCAAAGACUGCUCCCUCGACUUCUUCGAGCCCUUCGCGUUGGAAUUCACGCGGUCCGAACCCAUUCCCGUCGACGUAUUUCGGGGCACCUACGACUUGCAGAUCUUUUUGGAAGACAGCUGCUUCUGGGUGGAAGACGUGACCAUCACCGCUGGGGAGACGUUCGUAUGAAAAGUGCAAAACAAUCUCAAUCGUACUCGAGGAUCAAUUGCAUACACGACACAAAAGGUAUGUUUGCAAGCUGAAGAAGAACCAAAAUGAAAUGACUUGCCAUGUUCAAAAAAGCAGUAGAAGGGAAGGAAUUUGCUUUGCUGUAUUGAGCGACUGGUAAAAAAGAAACGAGCGCGAGGAUCCUUUUGCACCGGACACUUCACAGCGUUAGGCGACUACCGCGACGUCAUCCUCGCGUUUAUCGUCGCUUCGUCGAGCAGCUUCGUUUUGGGGCAGUACAUCAACCCGGCGACCUACGGACUCCUGCCCGAGAUCACGGGCUUCCUCUUAAUGGGCAUCGUCCUGGGCCCGUUCGGAACCAAUUUGCUGUCCCGGUUUGCAGUGUACUUGAUCCAGCGGGAUUUGAACCGGAUUUGUUUAAGUUUCAUCGCCAUUACUGCUGGUCUCGAGGUGUAUCUGCCGAAAAUGCAGGGGAAGGUCGGGAAAACGGUCUUAGUGUUGGUCUUUUCCAUGACCAUUUUCACGGUCCUGAUCGUCGGACUCGGCGGGUGGCUGUUGCACCUGUUCCCCUACUCCCCCUACGACAGCACCAAGCCGCCCGGGAUGCUCGCGUGCAUGCUGAUGGGGGCGAUUAUGGUGGCGAGGAGUCCGACCACUUUGUUCGCGAUCUGCAACCAGCUGAAACUGUUCGACCCGCUGGAGUUCGAGCGGGAGAGACUGCGGAUCGUGCUGGUCACGGCCAUCGCUUCGGAUUUAGCGGUCUUGUUCGUGUUCUCCAUGGUGUGCAGUAUCAUCCGCGUCGCGAUGGCCCACGAGGUGAGUUUAGCGAAUGGGCGCGAAGACGGCGCGAGUGGAAGUGGCAGCGGAGGAGAGUCGGGUGAGAAAGAAGCUGGAUCCUCCUCGGCGGGCAGCAGCUCCAGUGCGAACAAACACAAAGACGUCGAGGUGGCCGAGGUGGCGUCGCCCCCACCGGAAGAGGUGCAGGAAGAAGUAGAGGAGGAAACUACAGCGAGUAGUACGGAAGCGCCAGGUCGUGGAGAUUCAACAGCUUCUUCUAAAUCAGGAAGGAAAAAGAAGCAGACGCCCAUCAUCGAGCAGAGCAACAGCGGCACUACGGAAAAGCAAGUGAAAUCGAAGGAACAGAAAGACGCAAAGCUACGUCGAUCGGAGAAGCAUUCGGGGAAGAGCAGUUCGGGAGGCGAAAGCGGCGACGCAUCGACAUCAAGUUCUAUGAGCUUGCUAUCGCUGCAGCAAGAGGCCGCUGGCUCCGGGAAGGUUCUUCAAGUUGAGCAACCAACUCGAACCGCGGCCGGCCCUUCCGAAUCCGGCACAGGAGUAGAGAUGUCGUUUUUCUCCAACCUCCUUCCUUUCCACAACACCCGCGCCCCGCCGCCUAAACCGGUGAAGAAUUUUCGACUGCCGAAGCCGCACAAGUGGACGACGAAAGAUUUCGGGCAAGCGUCGCUGCAUUUGUGCCGCGAUUUGACCAUCACCAUUGGCGGCUCGGUUCUCAUCGGCGUUGUAUUCGGGUUUUUGUUUCGCAAAAUGUACCGGGUGCUGUUGUUUCGAACGACCUCGUCUGGAUCAGAGCUGCGAAAAACCGUAAGUAAGGCGCGGCGGAGCAGCAAGGUAAAAGGAACAACUACAUCAACUGGUGCUGGGGCUCUUGUGCAGAAAGGAGAUGAAAAAGGCACAAGAAACGGAGAGUCCGAAACGAACCACCCCGAAAGCAGCCGACCAACCAGGGAGCGGAAGGAGCAAGACCGCGCGUUGCUCGCGAUAGCCUCGAGCGAGGAAGAGGGACAGGAAGAGGAGGACUUCGAUGCGACAAAUUUGACCAUCUUUCCGCCGAUAACGCAGCUCGACUUUCGCGAGGACCACGACGAGCUCCUGUACAAGCGAAUUGCGGGCAAAUUGCAGCGGCAAGAGGCGCCGGGGAGCGACACCACGGGAGCAGGCGAACCAGCAGGGGAAUACGACCGGGCGAGGCUGACAGCCCUGUCCCAGCAUUUUACCGAAGAGGAGAGAGCGCGAUUGGAGGCAAAUCUCGGCGCUUUUUUGUCCCAGCAACCGCAAGCGCCGACCAGUCGGGAGGGGAGUCUGGUAUGAAAUUUUGGCAAGAUUUUUUCCUAAACGUUGUGUGUUUGCAUCAUGCAUUUGAUGUUCGCGCAAGUAUCAUUGUCUGUACAGCAUGAUCAGGAUAAAAUCGAUUUUGCUAUGACCAAAAAAUCUUCGUAACACUGUAUCAGAUGGCCGACCCUACCACUGCUUUCAACGACGACACCGCGCAGAUCGGUAAUCUGCGCGCCACCUUCCGCCGUGACAGCCUGACUAACAGCGAGACGGCCGGGCAGCAGGCUUCCCAAAACCGCUGGCUGUACCCCCGCGCGUCAUCCUUUUUCCUGUUCGUUGUGGCGGUGUUUGAGAUUUGCGACCGCGGUAGCGCAGCGACGGAGGGGGUUUUGCGGCUGGAGCCCCUGCUGAUCUGCUCGAUACUCGCCUGCGUGGUCGGCCACGACCCGGAGAUCCGCGCGGAGGUUGCCGAAGUGAUCACCACCUUCACCCCGCACGUGUUUCUGCCUUUUUUCACGGUUACCGGAGCAAGCUUGCGACUGCUGGUGAUGGCCUCCCUGCUGGACACGGCGCUGGUCGUCUUCGCCUUGCGAACUGUGGCGAUUUUAGUUGCCUGCAACUUAGGUGUGGCGGUCUCGGAGGCGACGUUUUUUUACGGCAAUAGUGGCACAACCAACGGCUACAGCAAUUUGAAUGAAGCAGGAGCGUUUUUGAAUAACGGGGGUCAAGCAGGUCCAGCUGCAGCAGGGAACAACGUGCGAAAUAACAACUCUGAUCCAAAACUGCGCCAGUACCUCGGGUUCACCAUGCUUUCGCAGGCAGGGGUCAGUCUGGGUCUGGCACUGGAAACGGUCGCGAUUUUUCCGAACUGGGGCCAGGAGGUUUGCGAUGUGGUGAUCGCGGUGGUGUGCGUGAACCAGGUAAUCGGCCCGAUUUUCGCGGUCUACGGGUUUAAGAAAAUGCAAGAGAAGAGGAGCAAUGGCAGUAGCAGGGACCAUCGAACUAAUCACGCGGGCAACGGUGGGGUAGUUUUUAGCGGUGCCAGUGUUAUCACAACGCAUACAGACGACGGAAGACACACGGUGACACCGGUAGCAGUACAACCCACCGCGGCAACUAUUGCAGCACCGAUGGGCAACACGAAUAAAACGAAGGAGCCGAGUGCCAGCCGUAGCCCGCCCGAGCCAAACUAG